Molecule: messenger RNA, 340 nt
Organism: Coregonus sp. 'balchen'
Lineage: Eukaryota; Metazoa; Chordata; Actinopteri; Salmoniformes; Salmonidae
Source: the annotation of a GenBank genome assembly
AUGUCCUGCUGUGGAGGGAAGGCUUAUGACCCCAGCAGUGGCAAGGUGAAGUGCUGUGCAGGGACUGUACAACCUGCAGGUUCAGGACAGGCUCUCAGAGGAGACCCAUUGCUGUGGGAGUGUCCUGAUGGAGGCCGGCUCCACCCAGACCUGCUGCUCUGCCCCAGGGCUAGACCUGCUCUACCCUACCCAGCCAGGUUUCAGCUUCUGUGGGCACCGCUACCCCAACUCCUCCCUGUGGUCUUGCUGCGCGGGGGUCCUGCACCCAAGGCCUGAACCACACACCACCAGCAAGAACAUGAUUGCAGGUCCGUGGGAACAGGAUACAAUCCGAACUUGA